Messenger RNA from Bombyx mori (domestic silkworm), 1646 nucleotides. It is a transcript of the gene Mdh1, whose product is annotated as cytosolic malate dehydrogenase. The coding region runs from base 286 to 1350 and encodes 354 amino acids. The transcript is spliced from 2 exons. Gene Ontology annotation, molecular function: L-malate dehydrogenase (NAD+) activity. Gene Ontology annotation, biological process: malate metabolic process; oxaloacetate metabolic process; tricarboxylic acid cycle. The record is from RefSeq and is a predicted model, not a curated record. NCBI's taxonomy places the organism in Eukaryota, Metazoa, Arthropoda, Insecta, Lepidoptera, Bombycidae. Gene Ontology annotation, cellular component: mitochondrion; cytosol.
CUUUUGUUGUCCAUGCUCCAGUGACAUUGAAACGACCUUUAUUUAUCGUAUAGUACACGUAAAUAAUUUUCCGUAGUAAAAAUAGUUGAAAUAUGGUAUAGUUUUUUUAUCACUGAAUUGCGUUAUGACAUGACUUAAAAGAAUUCAUCACUGUAAAUAAUAAAAUGUAGCUGUCUUCAAAUAUCAAUAACCUAGUGAAAAGAUAGUUAAUCUAAUAAUUAUGUAGGUAGAUAAUCCUUAUCACUGAUUUUGCCAUGACUGUAGACAUUUAAUUUAGUCGUAAUCAUGCCUAUUUGGUGCUGUGCUGCUUCAGCACCUACAGAAACCCAUGUUGUUAGUGAGGUAGUGGUUAUCAUGGCUGAACCUAUCAGAGUUGUUGUAACUGGUGCUGCCGGACAAAUUGCAUACUCACUUCUUUAUCAAAUUGCGUCUGGAGCAGUUUUUGGACCUCAGCAACCUGUCUUCCUCCACCUUCUUGAUAUUGCGCCUAUGAUGGGUGUACUUGAAGGUGUUGUCAUGGAGUUGGCUGACUGUGCUCUGCCACUUUUGGCUGGGGUUCUUCCUACAGCAAAUCCUGAAGAAGCUUUCAAAGAUGUUGCUGCUGCUUUCCUAGUUGGUGCUAUGCCCAGAAAGGAAGGUAUGGAGAGGAAGGAUCUUCUUGCUGCUAAUGUGCGCAUCUUCAAAGAGCAGGGCCAGGCUUUGGACAAAGUGGCUCGUAAAGAUGUGAAGGUCCUUGUUGUUGGCAACCCAGCCAAUACAAAUGCUCUAAUAUGUUCUAAGUAUGCUCCAUCUAUUCCAAAAGAAAAUUUCACUGCCAUGACUCGUCUCGAUCAAAACAGGGCUCAGUCCCAACUUGCUGCUAAAAUUGGAGUACCGGUUAAAGAUGUUAAGAGAGUAAUCAUCUGGGGAAACCAUUCAUCAACCCAGUUCCCUGAUGCUUCGAAUGCUGUAGCUAUUGUUGGAGGUGCUCAAAAAUCUGUUUCUGAAAUUAUCAAUGACGAUGCAUAUUUGAAAGGCGCAUUUGUAACAACGGUUCAAAAACGUGGUGCUGCCGUUAUUGCUGCCAGGAAAAUGUCAUCUGCUCUUUCUGCUGCUAAAGCUGCAUCAGACCACAUGAGAGAUUGGUUCCUUGGCACUGAAGACAGAUGGGUUAGCAUGGGAGUUGUUUCAGAUGGAUCUUAUGGUACUCCGCGUGAUGUUGUAUAUUCAUUCCCUGUUACUGUUACCAAUGGAAAGUGGAAAAUUGUUGAGGGUCUCACUAUCUCUGAUUUUGCCCGUCAAAUGCUCGAUGCUACUGGCAAAGAGUUGGUUGAAGAAAAACAGGAGGCUUUAGAUGUCUGCAAAGAUUGACUGAGUAAUCUUUAAGGAUAAUAAUUAGUAUAAAAUACCACUUACAUUAAGUAGGCACAAUGCUUAUGUAAAUUGGUAACAACAAUUUGUUGAUAUUGUUUUUUUUUGGUAUUAACCUAAUCAUGGCAGGUUAAAAAGCAUUAUUGUUAAAGCUUUUAUCAAUGUUUUUAUUUUUGUAUUAGAGUUGUAGAUGUUUUUAAAACAUUAAGAUUCAAUGGUUAAAUAUUUCAUGUCAUUUUGUUCAUUGAGUUUAUCAUAUCACAUAUUAUAAUCUGAUAAAAUGUUAUUUUAUGAAA